AUGGCAUCGAAGAAAGCAACGGUGGAUAAGAGCACCACCAUUAGAGCCGCUUCGAAGAACAAGCAGCGCUCUCAGGGCUCAAGCAAGGCUUCAGCUGCAAGCCCUUUUGGCUCAUCGAAUCGCGGCUCGCUCGCUUCUUCGCUCUCGUCGCUCUUCUCUCCACAGCCUCACGGAAAGGAUGCUGCACUGGCAUCGCUGCUCGCAUCAAGCUCCAAGCCACCUGUCAACCUUGGUCAAGGUUCUCGAUUUGCUGCUUUCGGCUCCUUCCCUAGUGCUCAGUCAUCAGCGAUCUCCACGAGCAAAUCGACUUCACAGACCCUCGACGAUAAGCAGAAGGUCAAAAAGAAGAAUGCGCCCUCUGCACAGGGUAGCAUUGACACUACCGCCCCUCCCGGGCAGCCUAGCACAGCGUCGGGUCCAGCAGCGAGCACAAGCAGUAGAACAAAUGAUCAGCAAAAGAAGCAGAAACAGACCGACACAGUCGGCAGUAGGCGCUCAGAUGUAAGGUCACCGACCGGAACAUCUUUGGCCUCAUCCUCAAAACCGGUGGUGCCGAAUCCGCCUGCUGGGAGAAGGCCUAUCUUUCGCCCUGUUCUCGCCAGCUCGACCGCCGUCUCGUGGCCCGAGAUGCCUGUUGCAGGCUCCAAAACCGUCCUGCAUACCCUGCUCGAGAUGCUCGCUAAGCCAGCGCUGCAGUAUACGCUUCGCAAAGACCUCGGUCGAAGGUCACUUUCAAGACCUUCCAAGGCAAAAGAAGAGACCGAUGACACCGCCAUGGACGUCGACAAUACUUCGCAGUUGUCGACUGCGGGUGCGGGCCCGCAAGUCUUGGCAGGCAUCAAUAGCAUCACUCGCGCCAUCGAAAACGAUAUCGCAGCAGACCUUGAGAAGCUGCAUAGCGCUCAGAGGAAAGGCAAAACUGUUGCCGCACAACCACCGAGCAUCAAAGUCGUCUUUGUCUGUCGACAUGAUCUGCCACAGCCAGCACUCAUCGCACAUCUUCCGAUGCUGGUCACAGCCAGGAACGCUGUCUUACAAGCAUGUAGCAACGACGACAACGAAACCAACGGGGCCGUCUACCUCUUUGCCCUCCCCUCAGGCUCCGAAGAGUUGCUCGCCAAAGCACUCAACCUGCGUCGAGCAUCCAUUCUUGCUCUCACAUCCGCUUUCUCCCCCACCCACCUAGCUCAGAUUCUUGCAGCUAUCGAAAGAGAGACUGGUUCUCUCUGUCGUCUUCGUGCAUCUUGGCUCGAAACAGCGAUGCGUGCUGCCAAGCAAUUCAGCGCAAACAACCAACGCCCCUUGACAUUGAAACAGCAACCACCAACGAUCAAGCUGCUUCGCACAACACAGCCUGUCGAUUUGAACGCUUCUAAAGCGGCGAAGAAAUCCAGGAGGAAAGAGAGAUCGGCGCGGUGGAAGAAGCGCAAGAUGCAGACGCAGCAGCGGAUCAAGUCGUUGAGGGCCGAAUUGAAGCAAGCGGUCCAGAAAGAAAGGAACGCCAAGAAAAAGGCUGCUGGAAGGGUUCAGGCGACCAAAGCUGGAAAUAAGAAGGUCGUUCAGAUGUGA
Molecule: messenger RNA, 1569 nt
Organism: Ustilago hordei
Lineage: Eukaryota; Fungi; Basidiomycota; Ustilaginomycetes; Ustilaginales; Ustilaginaceae
Exons: 1
Coding region: 1-1569 (522 amino acids)
Biological process (GO): nuclear-transcribed mRNA catabolic process, RNase MRP-dependent; intronic box C/D snoRNA processing; rRNA processing
Cellular component (GO): ribonuclease MRP complex; nucleolar ribonuclease P complex; cytosol
Molecular function (GO): ribonuclease MRP activity
Source: RefSeq, a predicted model, not a curated record